Molecule: messenger RNA, 630 nt
Organism: Macrosiphum euphorbiae (potato aphid)
Lineage: Eukaryota; Metazoa; Arthropoda; Insecta; Hemiptera; Aphididae
Source: the annotation of a GenBank genome assembly
AUGGUAGCACUCGGCGCUUUUCCGGCCGCCAAGCUUGGUGCUUUACUAUUGCGCCAAGUAAGUAAACCGAUUGCUAAUUUUGUUAAAGAACGAGCGAAACAAUCUCCGGUAUUUCGGUCGUAUGUAUGCAUGCCACCGGCUCAAUUUUACAAUUGGUGCGAGGUUAAAAUGAAGAUGUAUUUCAUGAAUCUUGGUACCGCAGGAAAAGUCAAACCUUUAAGUGAAACUAUGGCCAUCGAACUUGGAUCAAAUUUACUAGGUGAAGGUAUUAUAUUUGUUGUUGCUGCGGCAUUACUAUUGUUGGAAUAUAAUAGGCAAGUACGUAAAGAACAAGCCAAAGAAGAAGUACGUUUACAAGAACAGGAAGAUUUAACCAAUGCCUUAAGGGAUUUGGAUUUAAUGACCAACCAACAUACUGCUGAAUUAAGACGUCUAACAUACCUGGUCGAUGAUUUAAUAUCUAAAGUUCACAGUAAAUCAUACCCUGGACCUGAUAUCUCGGAGACAAGUAGUAGCAAAGUCGAUACCAAACGACAGGAACCCGAACUGAAGAAACAAAUUUCUAAUGAUAUUAACGAAAAUUUAUUAUUUAAAAGCAUUAAAAUGUUAAUCCAAUCAUUACAAGCUUGA